Molecule: messenger RNA, 450 nt
Organism: Sorex fumeus (smoky shrew)
Lineage: Eukaryota; Metazoa; Chordata; Mammalia; Eulipotyphla; Soricidae
Gene: RBIS
Product: ribosomal biogenesis factor
Exons: 4
Coding region: 81-383 (100 amino acids)
Biological process (GO): ribosome biogenesis
Cellular component (GO): nucleolus
Source: RefSeq, a predicted model, not a curated record
UUCCUGAACGCCGCGUGCGCUUAUGGUGUCUCCUGGAGCCGGAGCUGCUGCGUGAGGGGCGUCCGGAGCUCUAACUGAAAAUGGCCAAAAACAAAGUAAGAGGACAGAAGACCAGGAAUGUGUUCCACAUAGCCACCCAGAAACACUUGAAAGCUAAAAACAAAGCAAAACCAGUUACCACUAACCUCAAGAAGAUAAAUAUUGUGAAUGAGGAAAAGAUCAACAGGAUGAACAAAGCUUUCGUAGACAUACAAAAGGAGCUUGCACACUUUUCAAAAGGCCUUUCCCUGGAGCCUCUGCCGAAACCACUGAUUCCUCAGCAGUGUCAUGAAAACGAACCAGUUAAUGUCGAUGAAGCUACCAAGUUAAUGGCUCAGCUGUAAUAAAUGCUGGUGAUGCGGCAGACUCCCACCCCCACCCCCCGAUCAAUAAAUUAAAUGUUUCAUACAA